This is a messenger RNA of Metarhizium robertsii ARSEF 23, 945 nucleotides long. Its product is annotated as CT20 family protein. Gene Ontology annotation, cellular component: NuA4 histone acetyltransferase complex; nucleus. NCBI's taxonomy places the organism in Eukaryota, Fungi, Ascomycota, Sordariomycetes, Hypocreales, Clavicipitaceae. The transcript is spliced from 2 exons. The record is from RefSeq and is a predicted model, not a curated record. Gene Ontology annotation, biological process: regulation of transcription by RNA polymerase II. Bases 1 to 945 code for a protein of 314 amino acids.
AUGCCUCCCAGGAAACGUGCGCGUGGCCAAGCCGUCGCGACGCCGAGCGCAACUCGGGACGAUGAUGCGAUGGACAUUGACACCCCUGCUGCCAGUGAAGCUGGGGAUCCCUCGAAACAUGACGUCUCGAAUUACAAUAAUAUGUGGACAGAUGACCAAGUCGCUUCUCUUUUUAAAGGCGUCAUUCGCUGGAAACCGGCGGGCAUGCACAAGCAUUUCAGGAUGAUUGCGAUAUCUGAACACUUGCGAAAUCAUGGCUUUGAUCCCGAUAUUUACCAGCAUACCAGAAUCCCCAACAUCUGGGACAAGCUACGGACUUACUACAAUCUCGACCUCAUCGAUGAGCGAGAAUACUUUGACGAUGACGAGACUGAAGAUAAAUACGUCGACUUUACACUGCCUCACUCCCAUUUCCUUGACUCCAUGAUGCAGAGAGCAGUAGCGGACUCUAGUGAAGCCCCUACAUCUCCGCCACAACUGGAACUCUCACCCGAACUGUCGCAUGCGAGAAAACGAAAGAGAUCAGGAACCGCAUCAAAGGCCAGGGCCACCGACGCCGAGGACACCGAGGACGGCACGGAUGCGCCAUCGCCAGCUGCCAGGCCAGCUAGGGGAUCAAGGGGACGCACGAGGGCAGCAAGCCAGCAGGCUAAGCCGGAGAAGAAUGACAAGAGUGACAAGGACAAAGACAAGGCCGAAAAGGAAAAGGCAGAGACAACGGAGGAGGAGGAAGAUGCUGAAAAUCAGGAGGAAGAGAGUGGGUCCGGGGAGGACGAGGAUGAGGAUGAGGAAGAAGGUGAGGGCGAGGGCGAAGAGGAGGAAGAGGACGAAGCGGACGAGAGUGCUGAAGAAGGUGGUACGCCAGCGUCGAGAUCAACUAGGGCAGCCAGGAGGAGGACCGUUGCCCCUAAACCUACAACGCGGAGGACAAGAUCAAGGAAAUAA